AUGGCAAGCCGAUCAGUUUUACAACUACUAUUAUCCAUUGCUGUAUUAUUAUGUGCCACAAGUGCUCAACAAAUAUUUCUCGAACAACAGCUGGAUCAGCUACCAGCGCCUGAUAUUGGCGGUAAUGAUGUAUUGCCAAAAAUGCAUCCCACUACUCUCGAAAAAACUGGUGAAGACCUAAACACCCAUGGUGAGAUACCAUCUGACACAUUGGUUGACCCGGAUGGCCGUAUCGUUGCUUUUUCGAGACGAUUGGAACAAAAACAUGCAGAAGAAUUGCAAGAAGAAAGGGAACUUCUGCAACAUAUAGCAAAAAAAAGUGGUAAGGAAUUGAUUUCAUGGGAUACUUGCCUGUGGACAGCACUUGGUUGCAUUUGCAUCAUUGCAUGCGGCGUUAUUCCUGCAUUUAUUUUACCACAUGAUUUCACUGAGUUUCUGCAAUCAAACUAUGGUCGCCGAAGCUUACAUCUUCUACUGAGUUUCACUGUUGGAAGUUUGAUUGGUGAUGUCUUCCUGCAUUUACUUCCAACUGUUUGGGCAGAUGCUCAAGUGGAUAGAUUGAUAGCAGGUGUCUGGACAACAGCGGGUGUUUUGUUUUGCUUUAUACUGGAGAAGUUCUGUUCAACAAAUGAAUUUAGUCAACGUAGGAUGUGCGCUGUUUUAAAUCUUAUCGCCAAUUUUAUGGACAAUUUCACUCAUGGUUUAGCCGUUGGAGGUUCCUUUCUAAUGGAUACGAAGCUUGGCUUGUUGACAACAUUCUCAAUAGUUAUCCACGAGCUACCCCAUGAAAUUAGCGACUUUGCCAUCUUACUUCGCGCAGAUUUCAACAGAUGGUCUGCCGUACGAGCUCAGUUGUUGACCGCAGUUGGUGGAGCUCUAGGAGCAUACACAGCGUUAUUCUUGCACACCGAAUGCACAAAGAAUGAAGCAUCUCAGAACAUUCUGCCAUUUACGGCCGGUGGUUUUAUCAAUAUUGCCCUCGCCCAAAUACUGCCUGAACUAAUGAAAGAGACCGAUUCAAGGCAAAAUAUUUUACAGUGGAUAUGUUUUUUGAUUGGUAUUAUAUUGAUGGGUGUAUUGAAUCAAUUUCACCUCGACUAG
Brugia malayi is the source of this 1101-nucleotide messenger RNA. It is a transcript of the gene Bma-zipt-13, whose product is annotated as ZIP Zinc transporter family protein. The transcript is spliced from 9 exons. Gene Ontology annotation, cellular component: membrane. NCBI's taxonomy places the organism in Eukaryota, Metazoa, Nematoda, Chromadorea, Rhabditida, Onchocercidae. Gene Ontology annotation, molecular function: zinc ion transmembrane transporter activity. Gene Ontology annotation, biological process: intracellular zinc ion homeostasis; zinc ion transmembrane transport. The record is from RefSeq and is a predicted model, not a curated record. The coding region runs from base 1 to 1101 and encodes 366 amino acids.